UAGUUACUUUUUGUAUAUAUUUCACGGAUAUAACUUGGAAAAUAGACGCACACAUAUUUAUAAAUUAUAUGCUAUUCUAAAUCUUUACUUGUAUAUAUAUUUAAAUAAUCAAAAUUUGGAUAGUUGAUGGAUGGAACCAAAGAUGGGGAAGGGCAUCCUGGCAAUGUUGGCGGCCACCGCAGGAUCCUUCUUUGCAUUGGGCGCUUAUUAUCAGCACAGCGAAGUGAUGAGGAAUAUCCAAUACUUAGAACAGCGGAAUCCUCAUGCCUAUUUUAUUCGUCGCAAGCUGUAUGAUUUGCUGGGAAUCUUUAGAGUUAGAGCCUCCAGCAUAGAGAUAGACGAUUCUAAGGCAGAACGGAAGCAUAAGCUGGGUGGAAUCAUGAAGUAUGGAUUCCCCAGCAUGAAUGAGAUCAGUCUGAACGAGAUCUUUGACUUUGUAACCUCAUUCGAUCGCCGCAACUCUGCCAUACAGUGGAUGUGUGAACGGGUAGAUGUCAACAAUCGGCCUCUUUAUGAGGACAGAGUCUCCAUAGCUCCAUGUGGCGCCUUUAGCCAGUCGGAGGCUUCGAGGGUUUUCUUCUUGUCCAACAUUAAGCCCUUCAUGAACCGUGGUUUCAAUCUCGGCGUGUGGGACCGUUUGUUGCGACACGUCAACGAAAUGAGCAAAAAUCAUGGAACCAUUUAUGUCUAUACCGGAUCCAUUUACUUGCCACGAGAAAUGAAGGCAGACAGCUGGUUCCUGGAGUACCAAUCGGAGGACCGCUUCAUGGUCGCCGUGCCCACGCAUUUCUUCAAGGUUCUCGUUAUCGAUCCAAAAUUCGGUCCCGAUGACACACCAUAUGCCGAGGCGUAUGUGAUGCCCAAUACGCCUCUAAACAAUAAUGUCGAACUGAAGACCUUACUCAGCGAUAUCCGAGACAUUGAGAACGCCACGGGCUUGCGGUUCUUCGAGGGUCUCGAUCGCAACUUUGUCAACACCCUGGUGUCCUCCUCAACAGAAGCUUCUGUCGAGAAUUUAGUCAAGAAUGCACCAAACAAUCCAGUGGAUAAUAGUGCUUUAGAGUCGUACAGUAGUGCCUUACAGUAAAUAAAAUUAGUACAUUGGAACAUUGUGA
Molecule: messenger RNA, 1115 nt
Organism: Drosophila bipectinata
Lineage: Eukaryota; Metazoa; Arthropoda; Insecta; Diptera; Drosophilidae
Gene: Tengl1
Product: Testis EndoG-Like 1
Biological process (GO): apoptotic DNA fragmentation
Cellular component (GO): mitochondrial inner membrane; nucleus
Molecular function (GO): metal ion binding; nucleic acid binding; RNA endonuclease activity
Source: RefSeq, a predicted model, not a curated record